AUGGGUGAUUUGUUCGAAAGAAACUGUGCAUUCACCAACAUCAAUGACACGGACUUCGAGCAGUCUUCGUUCAAUCAAUUCAAAGAGGAAAACGGAGAUAGACCUACUAGUGCAAUCGACUUGAACAAUGACAAUAGUGGAAGUAUUGAUGAAGACAUCAUCCCUGCGAGUGAUUCAAGUUGGAAUUGUCAAGAAGAAACUGAAAUUCAAUUGGAAGAGAUCUAUACUGACAACAACAGCAAUGAUUUCCACGAUUCAAUCGAUCCACCUAAAAGCUUCCCUCCAACUAUUUCGGAAGAAGGAUACUGUGAUAUUAAAACUGAAUUAGAACAAAAUAUGCUAAAACAAACGAAGGACGUGUAUUAA
Molecule: messenger RNA, 366 nt
Organism: Caenorhabditis remanei
Lineage: Eukaryota; Metazoa; Nematoda; Chromadorea; Rhabditida; Rhabditidae
Exons: 1
Coding region: 1-366 (121 amino acids)
Source: RefSeq, a predicted model, not a curated record